Messenger RNA from Cucumis melo (muskmelon), 1797 nucleotides. RefSeq names its product probable WRKY transcription factor 21. Gene Ontology annotation, molecular function: sequence-specific DNA binding; DNA-binding transcription factor activity. Bases 545 to 1576 code for a protein of 343 amino acids. The transcript has 3 exons. Gene Ontology annotation, biological process: regulation of DNA-templated transcription. The record is from RefSeq and is a predicted model, not a curated record. NCBI's taxonomy places the organism in Eukaryota, Viridiplantae, Streptophyta, Magnoliopsida, Cucurbitales, Cucurbitaceae.
CAAGUGUUGUAAGCACUUUAAUUUUGAGACUUAAAAAAAAAGUCAUUUUCCCAAAAACAAAAUCAACCCUCUUUCUUUCCCUCUCUCUCUCUCUCUCUAAACUUCUGAACUUCAAAUCAGAUAAAGAAUUUUGAAAGUAUUUAAAUAAGGAAGGUGGGAAAAAGAGAAAAAGAAAAAUUAAAGAAAGAAACAUUGUAGUUUUUGGCUCUGCCUUCUUCAGGGAGUUGGGUUCUCUUCUCAAGCCAGACAAAAGAAAAAGCAAAAGCACAACACCAACAACAAAAAAGAAGGAAAAAAAAAAAAGUCUUAUUUUUCACACUUAGACCAAAAUCAUGGAAGUUUUUGUUUAGGGUUUUCAGAAACUUACACGCUCUGUUUUUCUUGUUUUUUUCCUUUUUGUUUCUUACAAUUCUUCCAAUUUCAACCCUUCUCAUGAUUCUACGUCUUUUGUUUCUUCCUUUUUAUUUUCUGAGUUUUUAGUUCUUUUUUUUCUUCAUUCAUUUUCUUCUUAAGAGUUUUUUUUCGUUUGUUUUUCUUUUCAAAUAUGGAAGAGGUUGAAGAAGCUACCAAAUCAGCCAUUGAGAGCUGCCAUGGAGUUUUGAAUCUUUUACUUCAACCUCCUCCUUCUCCUCCUCAUCAACACCAUUUCAAAAAUUUAAUGGUUGAAACUAAAGAAGCUGUUUUCAAGUUCAAGAAAGUGAUUUCUCUUUUGAAUUCUGAUUUUAGUCAUCCAAGAUUUAGAAAUUUCAACAAAAUCCCUCUCCCUUUACCUCAAAAUUCCCUAUUGGAUUCCCCUAAUUACACUCUACAUCCUCCAAACAAAAAUCUUUUCAAUUUCCCCCCUGGUUCUAAUAGUAAAGUUUCAAUUUUUUUGGGAAACCCAGAUUUAGAAUUGAGUCAAAAUGAUAAGAAUACCCUUCAUAUCCCCAAACAAUCUCCUUCUUUGAACUUUAGCUUCCCCCAUCAUCAUCAUCAUCAACAACAACAACAACAACAGAGCGUUCUAGCUCAUCAGAAACAAAUGAAACAGCAAGCUGAAAUGACGUUUCUUAGGAAUAACAAUGGGAUGAAUCUGAAUUUUGAUACAUCUAACUGUACAUUGACAAUGUCAUCAGCUAGAUCUUUCAUUUCUUCAUUGAGUAUGGAUGGCAGCGUCAUUGGCGACAGAAGCUCGUUUCAUUUGAUUGGACCGUCGACCACGACCACGACAACGUCGGGCAAUAGCAAGAGGAAGUUUUCUGCUAGAGGAGAAGAAGGGAGCUUGAAAUGUGGAAGCACUAGUAAAUGCCAUUGUUCAAAGAAGAGGAAACAUAGAGUGAAGAGAUCAAUAAAAGUACCUGCCAUAAGUAACAAACUUGCAGAUAUUCCUUCCGAUGAUUAUUCAUGGAGAAAAUAUGGGCAGAAGCCAAUUAAGGGUUCUCCUCAUCCAAGGGGUUACUACAAAUGCAGCAGCAUAAGAGGUUGUCCGGCAAGAAAGCAUGUCGAGCGGUGCUUAGAAGAUCCGUCGAUGCUUAUUGUAACGUACGAAGGAGAACAUAGUCACCCGAAAAUGUUGACGCAAUCUGCACACACUUAGCCUACAAGCUCAAAUUAACCAAGAUUGGGAACCUCCACUUUUUCUUCUGUUAUUCAAAACCCAGUUUGGGAUUGGUGUUGGUGCUUCUUUUGUACAUAUUUUUGGUGCUCAACAUUUGAACCAAGCUCUUUAAUUUGGAUGAGUUUCCUUUUACAAAUUAAAAAUGAAGACACUGAGUCCAAAAUUUGACCACAGAUUUCUAUAGAAUAGAUAUUGUAUAA